Messenger RNA from Culicoides brevitarsis, 2264 nucleotides. It is a transcript of the gene Alg12, whose product is annotated as probable Dol-P-Man:Man(7)GlcNAc(2)-PP-Dol alpha-1,6-mannosyltransferase. Gene Ontology annotation, biological process: protein N-linked glycosylation. Gene Ontology annotation, molecular function: alpha-1,6-mannosyltransferase activity. The transcript has 2 exons. Gene Ontology annotation, cellular component: endoplasmic reticulum membrane. The coding region runs from base 77 to 2155 and encodes 692 amino acids. The record is from RefSeq and is a predicted model, not a curated record. NCBI's taxonomy places the organism in Eukaryota, Metazoa, Arthropoda, Insecta, Diptera, Ceratopogonidae.
GGUAAAUAAAAAAAUUUUCUUCAUCUUCACUCUCGCGAAAAAUCCGAAAUUUAAACCCUUUUAGAGGGGCACCGAAAUGGGUGUGUUACUUUUUACGAUUAGCGCUCUCUUUGUGUUCUGGUCCCCGUUCACAAAGGUCGAGGAGAGCUUUAACAUGCAGGCGACACACGAUAUUCUCGUGCACUCGUUCAACAUUACCGAAUACGACCAUUUGGAGUUUCCGGGUGUCGUUCCACGGACAUUUAUCGCUCCGUUGAUGUUGUCGGCUUCGGUUUCGCCGAUUUUUGGUCUGCUGGAGCUCAUUGAGGCGCAGAAAUUUUGGGCGCAGUAUUUAGUGAGGUUUGCGAUGGCGGCUUUUGUUGCAGCUGCUUGGCAUCUCUUCCGCCGCACAAUAAUCGAAAAAUUGGGCAUCAAUGUGGGUGCUUGGUUCACUCUCAUCACCAUCACGCAAUUUCACUUCCUUUUCUACAUGUCACGACUACUGCCAAACAUCAUUGCCUUACCUUUGACUCUUCUGGCGAUCCGUUUUUGGAUUCGACGAGACGUAAAAUGGUUCAUAGCAUCUGCUGGCGCUGUUAUUAUCAUCUUUCGCAGUGAACUUUGCAUCCUUUUUGGCCUUUUGCUGCUUUAUGACAUCUAUUACAAGCGAAUUACGCUUCCGGAGUUCCUGAAAGUUGGCGUUGUCGCGGGAAUUUUGCUCGUUUCGUUGACCGUCGUUGUCGAUUCGAUCUUUUGGCAGCGACUUUUAUGGCCCGAGUUGGAAGUUUUGUGGUUUAACACUGUCAUGAACAAAAGUAGCGAGUGGGGAACGUCUCCGUUUUUGUGGUAUUUCUAUUCAGCGCUUCCCAGAGCUCUUGGAAGCUCUUUGCUGCUCAUCCCGUUUGGCCUGUACUACGAAUCGCGCAUUCGGGCGUUGGUUGUGCCCGCGAUUUUUUACAUUUUGCUCUAUUCGUUCCUGCCGCACAAGGAAUUGCGCUUCAUUAUUUACGUUUUUCCCAUUUUUAAUCUCGCCGCCGCUUGUGCUUGCAGUCGUUUUUGGGAAAAUCGCGAAAAAUCACUUUUUCGAAGCAUUUUAGCCUACGGGGCAGCGGCUCAUCUGCUCUUCAACUGUUUCAUCACGAUGUUUUUGCUGCUAAUUUCCCGUACAAAUUACCCGGGAGGCGUUGCCAUGUCGAGAUUGCAUCGAAUCGUGCCCGAAUAUGAAAAUGCGACGAUCUACAUCGGCAAUUUAGCGGCCCAAACAGGCGUCACACGAUUCACUGAGCUCAAUAAAGACUGGAUUUACAGCAAAAAUGAGUCCCUCAAACCAGGCGAUGCCGAAUUACAUGACUUCAAGUACUUACUGGUCGAAGCAAAGGACAAAUAUUCGCCGGAAAUGCGACUUUUGACACAAACGCAUGAAAUUUUGGAGUUUGUCGAGUGCUUUAGCAACAUCGGGCUGGAGUACAGUGCCAUGUUUCCCAUUAAAAUUAAGACUAAACCGUGCAUUUAUAUCAUGGAACGCAAAAAAGAUGCAAAAUUCGUGGUUGACUUGGCGGGAGAUGCCAUCGACGAUGACACUUCCAUCGAGGAAUUCAUCGAAACGCUCUCGGAAAAGCUCGAAAUUGACGAUCAACUGUCCAAAGAGAUUGACGAGGAGUUUGACAAAGUGAUGGCUGUUAGCAAGGAAGCAUUUAGUAACGAAGAUGAUGCCGAAAAAGACCUGGAAAAUACUCAAAGUGAGGAAAAAUCAUCGCAAAUUCACGAUAAAAGUCCGUCCAAGGUCAGAACGCGCCUCGCUCGUAUCAAAAGUGACCUGAAAAAGACAAGAGAUGACACCAAAGAAGAAGAAAAACCCAAAUUUAUGAGAAAAUCGCGCGAAAAACGAUUUUUCAAUGACGAAACAUCGGAAGAAACUCGACCCGAACGCAGAACUCGCCUCCGUGAAAUCUUCAAGGAACACUUCCGCAAGGUGCAAAGUCGCCAAAGACGAGAUCAAGACCAAAGUUCAACGCAAAUGCAAGAAGACACCACGAAAGCACGACUUAAGAAGCUAAUCAAGACGGAACAAGUAAAGGCACUCGUUGAAGAUAUCCAAAAAUUGGAAAUUUGUGAUCCAAGUCUCUCGCCCAAAGAAUGCCUCAAACAGAUUAUUGACGAAUAUAUCGCGGAAUAAAUACGGAAAAAAGUGGAAGAUCUCAAGUGCCUUAAAAAAAAUUGUUAGCGAUAUUUUCACAAAGUUGAUUUUUUUGUAAUUUUUUUUUGUUCACUAACACUUAUUUAUU